Messenger RNA from Antrostomus carolinensis (chuck-will's-widow), 1620 nucleotides. RefSeq names its product ERBB receptor feedback inhibitor 1 (gene ERRFI1). The record is from RefSeq and is a predicted model, not a curated record. Gene Ontology annotation, biological process: negative regulation of epidermal growth factor receptor signaling pathway; regulation of keratinocyte differentiation. The transcript has 3 exons. The coding region runs from base 1 to 1392 and encodes 463 amino acids. NCBI's taxonomy places the organism in Eukaryota, Metazoa, Chordata, Aves, Caprimulgiformes, Caprimulgidae.
AUGUCAACUGCAGGAGUUGCUGCUCAGGAGUUGAGAGUCCCAUUAAAACCCGGAUUUCUUCACACUAGUCAAGGCAUGGGGAGUCUGAAAACCUGCUGGGGCAGCCACAGUGGAUUUGAAAAUACUUUCUUUAAUGUGGACCCUAUAGCAGUGGCAUAUAAUUUGAAUCCAUCGACAGAGCAACAUUUGCCAUCCAUUGGGCACUCUUCCAACCACGCUUCCAUGAAUGACCAAAGCUUUGCUGAAAGUUGCGUCCAAGUCCCAUCUCAGAAAUCCAGUCCACCUCCUGCAAGUUCUAAAAAUGAACAGACUAUUUCACGGUACGACGACCAUCUGGUUCCUGGCUUUAGUAAACUGUCAUUAACUAUGGGCUGUUCAGAAACACCUCCUCACAUGCCAAUAAAAAAUGGGCCAAUUCAAUUUCUGUCUGCAUCUUCCAAUGAUCGUAGCUCCAGGCCACUACCCCCUCUGCCUAUUUCUGAAGGCCUUACUCCAGAUGAGGUUGACAAAGAGGUGGAAUUCCUGACUAGCUCAGAUACUGACUUUUUGUUAGAAGAUUAUGAACUUCCUCCUUUUAAAUCCAGUGCUCCAAGCCGGCGGAGCUUUAGGGGCUGUGGACAAAUCAACUAUGCAUACUUCGAUACUCCAUCAGGACCAAAACCAGAAGAUGACAACCCCACACAAAGCCUAAAUGGAUACAUAUCCAGUAUGUAUCCUCCUCCACAGCAGCUGCAUCGACGUUUGCGAAGGUCCCAUUCUGGGCCAGCUGGAUCUCUUAAUAAACCAGUAGUAAGACUAUCUGGACACUUAAACAGGUCUUCUCCAAACUCUGAUGAAGAUAAACCAGAGAUUCCACCAAGGGUUCCCAUACCUCCAAGAGCUCUCAAACCAGAUUACAGAAGGUGGUCAGCAGAAGUCGCUUCUAGUGCAUACAGUGAUGAAGACAGGCCUCCAAAAGUGCCCCCAAGAGAACCUUUGUCACGCAGCAAUUCCCGUACACCAAGUCCCAAAAGUCUGCCGUCAUACCUCAAUGGGGUUAUGCCCCCCACCCAGAGUUUUGCACCUGAUCCUAAGUAUGUCAGCAGCAAAGCUCUACAAAGACAAAAUAGUGAAGGAUCCUCCAACAGGGUCCCUUGCAUUCUUCCAAUUAUUGAAAAUGGUAAGAAGGCCAGUUCAACGCACUACUAUCUGCUGCCUGAGAGGCCUCCAUAUUUGGACAAGUAUGAGAAAUUCUUCAGAGAAGCAGAAGAAAGUAGCUGUAACACGGAGAUUCAGUCCUGGUCUGGUGACUGCACAGCCACUUCAGCCCCAGCAAAACUAGACUCAAAACCUAGAAUGGACAUAGCUGGUCAUCUGAAACGAAAACACCUGUCUUACGUGGUUUCCCCAUAGACUCUGGGAGCACAGUCUCCGCUCAGUCAUUCAGGAUGGAGCUGAACUUUAUCAAUGUUACAAAGUUCUUAAGAUUUUCAGAUAAUGAAGUAGGACCAGUUUGUCCUCCAAGAACUGGAAAGUGGAUGGUAAAGUCCUCUUAUGCUGCAUAUCUCUGAUAUGUUUCUUAAGAGUGUUUUUUGUCUUGGUAUGUAUAGCUGAAAACCUACAAAGAUUCCAUAGAAACAU